Molecule: messenger RNA, 576 nt
Organism: Camellia sinensis
Lineage: Eukaryota; Viridiplantae; Streptophyta; Magnoliopsida; Ericales; Theaceae
Molecular function (GO): RNA-DNA hybrid ribonuclease activity; nucleic acid binding
Source: RefSeq, a predicted model, not a curated record
AUGUCCUCAUUGAAUUCCCCCUCAGAUUUGUCUUCAGCUGAGUCGAUUUCUCCGGCAGAACAGCGAAAUGGGCGAUUGAGCUUGCUCUACAUUGACGAAUCAUCCAAUAACCGAGGCUUGGGGGAAGGAGUAGUACUUAUAUCCCUAGAAGGAUUUGUCUGGGAGCAAGCUCUCAGGCUUGGUUGGAAGGCUUCUAACAAUGAUGCAGAAUACGAAUCACUGUUAGCUGGUUUACGCAGUGCCGAACACUUCAGUGCAAAACAACUUCUGCUUUUCAGCGAUUCUCAGUUGGUCGUCAACGAACUCACUGGGGUUUAUGAAACACGAGACGAAAGAAUGGCCAUGUAUGCAGACAGGGCAAGAGAUCUACUUAAAAAAUUCCAAUCCAUACGGGUGGAACAAAUCAAACGGGACAGAAACAGUCAUGCUGAUGCUCUGGCCUGCCUCGGCUCAUCAGUAGAUGCCAAAGAUACUAGAAAAGUUUGGGUUGAGUUUGUGCCAGAACCAAACAUUACAUCUCCAGUCCUCUGCAAUAACCUAGAUCAAGCUGGAUGGAUCCGAUACUUGUUUUUCUAA